Messenger RNA from Hydra vulgaris (swiftwater hydra), 1701 nucleotides. RefSeq lists its product as uncharacterized. The record is from RefSeq and is a predicted model, not a curated record. Lineage: Eukaryota; Metazoa; Cnidaria; Hydrozoa; Anthoathecata; Hydridae.
AGCAAGUUUUAACAAUUCUUUUUUUGAAAAAAUAAAUCACAAAGAAAUUUUUGGCUUGGCGAAAAUGGAAUGUGCAACUUUUUAAUGAAAUCAUUAUAAUUUCGGAAGUAAUUUGAAGAUUUAAGAAUAAAUUAGUUUUACAUUAAAGUUUACAGCGAUAUUUCUCAAGAAAAAAAUAUUUAUUUGCAAACAAUAACAAAUGGCUGCUCUAAAACGGUGCUCUCCUUCAUUAAAUCAAGCCGUAGACUGUUUACAAGAGCGCCUAAAGCAGGGUCAAAACAUAGCUAACACGUUGCAAGAACGUUUAAAGCACGGCCAAAACAUUGCUGAUAUUCUUGAAAAUCAAAUUUCAGCUGCUCAAAAAAAUCUUAAUUUUUUACAAGAUCAAAUCCAUCUUGCAAACGAAACUGUUAUGAGUUUAAAAAAACAUUUUUAUGAUGCAGAAGAAAUGCUGUCUAACUUGGUGCGAAGCGAAAGAUUGGUUAAUGGUCAUUCAUAUAUUAGUUCUCAAUCAAAAAUUUCAGAUGUUUCCGAAAAUAUGGAAAGUUCUCCUUGUUCACCGACAUCUGCGGAGACUUCUCCAACGCAUAUAAGUAGACCUUAUGAUGAUAAACAUGAGCAAAAGAAAUCACAAUAUGCCCAACAACUGCGACAAGUUCUUGAUGUACUUCAAGAUGAGUCAUCGUCACCUCAGAGACCUUGUAAUCAUACCUCAAACAAACCCUUGAGAAACGGAGAUCAUAGUUGUAAAAAAUAUUCAAACUGUAAUCGCUGCCAUGACGAUAAUGAGUAUUUUGAAAGCGAUAUUAAUAGAAAUGACGAUAAUAAAAGAAUAAAAUCAAGCGAAAUUUCAUUUUCCAGAGAAUCUAAAGACCAGAACCGUAUGAAAGGUUCUCCUCAUCGUUUUGUGUACUCAAGAAUUCACAGUAAUGAAAUAAAAGAUUACUCUUCAAAUAACAAAAUGCUUCAUACACCCUCUCCAAGUCAACAGCUUUAUCCUGACAAACUUUUAUAUCCUCAUCAUAUUUAUUCAAGAGCAGACAAUGACUUUCACGAAGAUAUUUCAUCUCGAAAAAAAAGAUCUCACGGUCUAGGGGAAGAGCAUUUAAAAUAUACUAAGGUUAAAAAAAUUGAUGGAAGCAAGAUAACAGCACAAAAAACUCUAUUAGAUUUUAACAAGCGUCGAUUCUUACCAUACAAUCCUCGAUUUGAUUUAGAUUUGCUUAUAGUACCUCCUCCAUUACCUGCAACAGAGCUCCUUAAAGGCAAUUCUUUGUGUUAUAAAAAAGGAAUUGAAAAUGGUCAACGAUUUAAUUCCCUAGAGUCUUGUAAAAUUUACAAAAAAGUAAAUGGCGAAAUCAAUAAAACUAAUUCCGCAGAAAAUAAAGUUCUAUUUACGCGAUACGCCGAAUCAAACACGGAAAUUAUUCCAAUAAAAAAUGAGCUGGAGGAAGGUUUAAAGACGGAAGAAGUAAAAUUUAAACUAAAAAAUAUACAACCUAUAUUACCUUCAUAUAAUUUACUUGAAGAAGAAAACGCACCAAUCAUUGUUGGGGGUUCUCGAACACAGUGACAAUAUUUGAUGAAUUUAUAGUUUUACGCUUUACAUUUGAAAAAUAUUUUUACAUAAGUUUGUAUAUUGUUAUGCCCUAUAUAUCACGUUUAGUUUGUAUACAUUGAUUAGUAAAUUGUAUAUUGUUA